This is a messenger RNA of Schizosaccharomyces octosporus yFS286, 1560 nucleotides long. Its product is annotated as CwfJ family protein. Gene Ontology annotation, molecular function: RNA lariat debranching enzyme activator activity. Lineage: Eukaryota; Fungi; Ascomycota; Schizosaccharomycetes; Schizosaccharomycetales; Schizosaccharomycetaceae. The transcript is spliced from 5 exons. Gene Ontology annotation, cellular component: post-mRNA release spliceosomal complex. The record is from RefSeq and is a predicted model, not a curated record. Gene Ontology annotation, biological process: mRNA splicing, via spliceosome. The coding region runs from base 1 to 1560 and encodes 519 amino acids.
AUGAAGACUCCUAAACCUUCUAAAGUUUUGGUCAUUGGAUCCGCCGAGGGCCGUGCCAUUGAAGCCCUUGAGUAUAUUGCAGACCUCCACAAAACCCACAAUUUCAAAUUUGCUAUCUGUCUUGGAAACCUUUUUACUCGAAAGACAGCCAGUUCUGUCGUUACUAAAUUGAAGAGUGAAAAGUUUUUGGUUCCUUUGCCAGUUUACUUCGGCGUCGGUUCGGCUGGUAUGCCGGAAACAGUGACCUCCCACAUGGCAAUGUACGGUCCUGAAAUCUGCCCCAACUUGUUUUGCAUGGGUAUUUGCGGCUUCAUGAAGACGUAUUCCCGCUUCACCAUCGCUCAAUUGGGUGGUACUUACGACGAAGUCAAGUUCAAUGAACCUAUGAAUAAGCGUGAAAAGAGUUUGACUGAACGUUCUUUCCAUCUCACUGAUGUUCAAACUCUUUCCAAGCGAUGUGACAUCCUUUUUUCCAAUAGCUGGCCUGAAAAUGUUCAAAACAAAUCUUCUUUACCUCGUAGAAACCUCCCUUCAGGUAAUGCUCCUGUUGCUGCCUUGGCCGCAAACUGUAUGCCCCAAUACUUCUUUGUACCAAGUCCUGUUUAUUACGAACGCGAACCUUAUAGAAACUCUGCAGUCAAUGUUCCCUCUGGUACUGUGUCUCGCUUUUUUGGCAUUGCACCCUUUAAAAACCCAAUUGGUGAAAAAUUCGCUUAUGCAUUUACUUUGAAUCCAUUAACUGGUGAGUUUAUAGGAGAUAUUCCUCCAAACUGCACUGAUUCUCCCUUUGUCUUAAGACCCAUUCCUCUCAAACGUGCCUCCAGUGAACAAGUCAUCCCUCCUCCUGAUAGCCCUGUUUCAACUGAAUCAGGUUUCACUAGAUUUAAGAAGUCUAAAGUUGGACCCGAUGCUUGCUUCUUUUGUCUUAGUAAUUCCUCUAUUUCACUUCAUUUAAUCGUUGCUAUUGGCAAUGAAGCUUAUAUGGCUUUACCAAAAGGACCUCUUACCACCAAAGAUACAAAUGUACCUGAACUUCCGUUCCCUGCUCAUGUAUUGAUUAUUCCAAUCGCACACACUUCUGCUUUAAGUUUAUUAUCCGAUUCUUCCUACCAAAAUACCGUCGAUGAAUUACAUCGUUUUCGCAAAGCUGUCACUCAAAUGUAUAACGCGCACAACUCUGAUGCUAUAGUCUACGAGAUUAGUAGAGCAAACGGUGUUCACGUACAUUGGCAGGUCAUUCCUAUUCCAAAGGAUCUUUCACCAAAAGCAUUAGAGUACUUCAAUAACCAAGCUAAAGAAUCCGGGUUCACUUUUGAAGAACGCGAUCUUCGAUCCCAUGAAUUAAACUAUUUUCGAGUUUUCCUUCCCUCUGGUGAAGUCCUCGUUCAUACGCUUUCCCUUCGAGAAAGAUUUGAUUUACAAUUUGGCAGGCGAGCCGCUGCAAAACUUAUGGGUAUUGAGGAAAGGAUAGAUUGGCGACAAUGUAAUCAAACGGAAGAAGAGGAAAAGAAAGAUGCAGAAGACUUCAAAUCUUAUUUUAAGCCUUACGAUUUUACCUAA